Branchiostoma floridae (Florida lancelet) is the source of this 13207-nucleotide messenger RNA. RefSeq names its product dynein heavy chain 1, axonemal-like. Gene Ontology annotation, molecular function: minus-end-directed microtubule motor activity; ATP binding; dynein light intermediate chain binding. The record is from RefSeq and is a predicted model, not a curated record. Lineage: Eukaryota; Metazoa; Chordata; Leptocardii; Amphioxiformes; Branchiostomatidae. Gene Ontology annotation, cellular component: dynein complex. Gene Ontology annotation, biological process: microtubule-based movement.
UUAUGAAAUCACGUCCCUAACAACCAAGCGUUGCUAUCCACCAUCUUGGAUUUUCGCUAAUGGCGUAAGAGCGGAACACAAGUUGAAGUUUCCAAACUUCUCACGCACGUUUACUGAUGUUCCGUGCGCCGAUUUAACUUUAUUUCAGCUCAGAUCCAUUUUUUGAUUAGGUCAAGAUGAGUUUUACGCCAAAGACGCCGCAAACGUCGCAGGGACGACAGUUCUCCGCCACCAGUGCGAGAUUACGCGGUCGGUCCAGCCAGGGGCCGCACAGAUACCCGCAGAUACAACAGAGAGGAUUCUACUCCGAUAUCCUCCCGCAUCAGGCUGAGAGAAAUCUGGGGAAUGUUUUAAGUGGGCCACAAACACAGCAGGACACACUAUGGAAUAUUGGGAAGGAAAAACACACUCCAAAAGUCACCACGUUCCAGACGCCCAAGGACAUGAAACCUCUGCUUGAGAAGCAGGUUUACGGCCCGACCACAGAGAUCCUGACCAAGUCAGACUUCCCGGAGAAAGCUUUCGCGCCCAAGGUGCAGCUGCCGUACUAUGUAGAGCCUGGGAAGACGCCCAGGAAGAUAGAGAUGGAAAGACAAAAGAGACAUUAUUCUAAACAAGACCUGAACGACCUGCUGACAAAUGAAGGCAUUGAUGUCACAAGACUCAUGCCGAAACAUGUCUCCAAGGAGCACAGAGUACAACUGAAUGCAUGUGACAAAGACCCAGCGCCAUUCCCCGCGUACCUCCCACUGGAUAUCUUCGAUAACACAGAGUACGACUGUCGUACGCCAGAGGAGUGGAUCAGGAUGGGGCUGGAGAAUGGUGUACAGAAACCCGUACCGGGCAGGGCGCUCUUACCUACUGUAGACAGCCUGGACAGAAAGGACCCAAAGGACCCCAACAUCUUCUACCACUGGUGCGAGGUGGGGGUGCUGGAGUAUAACCCUGACACACAGCUGUACCUGGUGCAAAAACUAGACAAGCACGGCAAACUGGCCAACAAACCGCUCCCUGAUGACAGUGUCUACACAAGAAAUGGUCCCCAGACGAGAAUCUUCAUGAGUAACCAGUACUGGAUCCCCAGAGUCCGGCUCAUGUUCUGUGCCGAAGACCCCGCAGUCUUCUCUAGAAGAGUCGCUGACGCCGUGAGGGCGCGAAAGCUGACGGAGUCCCUGAUUCGCUACAACCUGUACGUGGACUGCAUGCCGAUGGACGGCAUGGGGGAGGUGGAGCCAGCGUCAUUCCAGAAGAUGUUGAAGUGGGCCAGGGACACGCCUUUCCUUAAAGAUAAGAACUUGGACAACUACAUCGAGCGGUUGCGAAAGGAAGUGAACAUCGACUUUGCGCGCUCCAUGAACCGCAUGGUGUUCGACAAGGUCGUGGAACAGAACCCAGCCACGUUUGCGUACGUCACAGUGCCCGAGAAGGUGGCAGAGGUGGUCCCAGAGAAAGGAUCCUAUUCAGAUGUUCCAAGCUACCCUUUCAAGGAACAGAAGGACAGUUUUGAGUUCAACACUCUCCUGACCAGAGAGGAGAGCAUCCUGGCUAUGAUGAAGGUGCGUACGGAGUGUAACAAGGUGUCAGGCAUGUCCCUGUUCCACAUCCCCAUGCCCAAGUGCAUGAGGCUGGAGGAGUUCGAGCAGACCCAGGGACAGGCCAGCUCACAGGUCCAACUGUUCCUGAAGGAUAUCUGGAUCUCCACUCUGCGCGCCGCUAUCCGCACCAGCCUGCGUGACGUGGGGAAGGGCUGGUUCAACAUGCACGAGACUAACUGGGCCGUGUACCAGAUCUCAAAACUCAAGCGAUUCAUGGACAUGGUCAAGUUCUCCAUGCAGGACUCCCUGAGAUACCUGGUGCAGGAUUCCCUAGUGGCCUUCGUACAGAUGACACUCGACGCCUGUCACUCUGUCCUGGAACUGCAGGAAGACUUCGCCUGGGGCAACGACCUCAUCGUCUCCAAGUUCAAGCCCAAGAAGAAUGCGCUGUUCCUAGUUGACCUGGUCCUGGACAACCAGGGCGUCCAUUUCAGCACACCGCUGAACAGUUUUGACACCUCCAUGGUGGGGCUGUUCGACAAGGGCAUCUCUGCUACAGCUGCUGUGCCACAACUGGAGAAGUAUGUUCUGGAGGAUAUGUUCUGGUCCGGAACGCCUCUGCUAGAGUCAGUCGGCCAGCAUGAGCCAUUUGUGGAGGAGUUGAGAGAAACUCUGCGGAGAGCAAUCAGGAAGGCUUUCAUCCCGAUGAAGGCAUACGCACAGCAGUACGAGCAGUACCUGGAACUCAACGCCUUGGACAUCAACGCCUACAUCAAGGAGUUUGACUCCCAGGAGAACACAGCUGCGCAGGUGAAGGCUGAGGUGGACCUGCACCUGCGGGAAAAGGAGAAGAUCGAGAACACCAUCCCGUCCAGCGUGGUGAUUGGUCCGUUCUGGCUGAGCACGGACAGCGUCCGACAGAAUCUGGCCAAAAAGAGGAAGGCUCUCGCCAGUGCCGUGUUGGAACUGCUGGCCAAGAAGUUAGCUGUCCAGGCAAAUGAGGCCUGUGAAGCCUUCAAAGGCAUCUCCAGGAAGCUGUAUGACAAGCCCAACUCUAUUGAGGAGCUGGCAGAACAGAGGGAGUGGAUGAAGACAAUUCCUGAGGCACUCAAGACACAUGAGGAGGCAAUUAACAAGGCCAUGACAGACUAUGAGCUGAUUGAAGAGUUCUACUACAACUUGUCGCAGGAUGACUUCAAUGCCAAGUGGACAGCGAUCGGCUGGCCGCACAAGAUCGUGGACCAGAUGGACAUGACCCUGCAGCAGCUGGAGGAGGAUGAGGACCGGUUCCGCAAGAUUCAGCUGUCUGACCAGAACAACUUCCAGGACAGACUGGACACACUACAGAUGGUUGUUGCCGGCUUUGCUGCCCACACGGACAUCAGCAAGGCCCAUGAGAUUGCCAACGAGGUGCGGCGCAUCAGCAAACAGCUGAAGGAGAGUCAGGAGCUGGCUCAGACCUACAACAACAGGGAGAGACUCUUCGAGAUGCCUGUCACUGAUUACCAAAAGCUUGCAAAGAUGGUGCGUGACUUCGAGCCAUACAGGAACCUGUGGCUGACCACGUCUGACUGGCUGAAGUGGCAUGAGAGCUGGAUGACCGAUCCGCUGACCACCAUCGAUGCAGAGGCUCUGGAGACACAGGUCAACAACUCCUACAAGACCAUGCACAAGUGUGUCAAGCUCUUCAAGGAUGUGCCAGGCUGCCAGCUGGUUGCCACGGAGAUGCGUACGGGAAUCGAGGAGUUCCGCCCGUACAUCCCGCUCAUCCAGGGCCUGCGGAACCCCGGCAUGCGUAACCGCCACUGGGAGCAGCUCUCCUCCGAGCUGGGCUUCCCUGUCCGACCCAAAGCCAGUCUGACCUUUAGCAAGUGUCUUGAUAUGAAGUUGCAGGACCAUAUCGAAGUCAUUGCUAAAGUCGCAGAGGUGGCUGGGAAGGAGUACUCCAUCGAGCAGGCCUUGGACAAAAUGGAGGCUGAGUGGGACCCCAUCAAGUUCGAGAUCAUCGCGUACAAAGAGACGGGUACGUACAUCCUCCGCAGUUCUGAUGAGUCGUCCCAGCUAUUGGACGACCACAUCGUGAUGACGCAGAGCAUGUCCUUCUCACCGUACAAGAAGCCUUUCGAGGAGAGAAUCACCACCUGGGAAUCCAAGCUGAAAAUGACACAGGAUGUUAUGGAUGAGUGGCUGUUGUGCCAGAGGUCCUGGCUGUACCUGGAGCCCAUCUUCAGCUCAGAGGACAUUAACCGCCAGCUACCUGUGGAGGGGAAGCGUUUCCAGACCAUGGACCGCAUGUGGAGGAAGAUCAUGAAGAACGCCAACGACAACCCACAGGUGAUCUCCCUGUGCCCUGAUGCUCGUCUCCUGGAGAACCUGAAGGAGUGUAACAAGCUCCUGGAGCAGGUGCAGAAGGGCCUGAGCGAGUACCUGGAGACGAAGCGCUCCGCCUUCCCAAGGUUCUACUUCCUGUCUGACGACGAGCUGCUGGAGAUCCUGUCGCAGACCAAGGACCCCAAGGCCGUCCAGCCGCAUCUCAGGAAGUGCUUUGAGAACAUGGCGAAGCUUCACUUUGAGGAGGACCUUGCCAUCACCAAGAUGUUCUCCACAGAGGGAGAGUGUGUUCCCCUGUCGGAGAAGCUCUACCCCACAGGGAACGUGGAGGACUGGCUGCUCGAGGUGGAGAGGGUGAUGAGGGAGAGUCUCAGAACCAUCAUUGGACGGUCCCUAGCAGUCUAUCCAGAUACAAAGAGAACAGAGUGGGUUCUGGAGUGGCCCGGACAAGUCGUCAUCGCCGGGUGUCAAACCUUCUGGUCUACGGAGGUGUCGGACUCUUUGGAAGAAGGGAAGCUGCCUGAAAGACUGGAUAUUCUUAUUGAGCAGUUGGCAGGGCUUGUAGGGCUGGUCAGGGGCAAGCUGUCCAAGAUGCAGCGUGAGAUCCUCUCGGCUCUGAUUGUGAUUGAGGUGCACGCCCGCGAUGUGGUCGCCAACAUGGUGGAACUGGAGGUCAAGAACGUCAACGACUUUGAGUGGAUCAGUCAGCUCAGGUAUUACUGGGUGACCGACAACCUGUACGUGAGAGCCGUGAAUGCGGAGUUCCCCUACGGUUACGAGUACCUCGGGAACACAGGACGUCUCGUCAUCACCCCACUAACUGACAGGUGCUACCUCACACUCACCGGAGCGCUCCAUUUGAAGUUUGGGGGUGCACCAGCUGGUCCAGCCGGAACUGGGAAAACUGAAACCACCAAGGAUCUGGGUAAGGCCAUGGCUGUGCAGUGUGUGGUGUUCAACUGUUCUGACCAGCUGGAUUUCAUGGCCAUGGGCAAGUUCUUCAAGGGUCUGGCCAGCGCCGGCGCGUGGGCCUGCUUUGACGAGUUCAACAGGAUUGACAUUGAGGUGUUGUCUGUGGUCGCUCAGCAGAUCAUCACUAUUCAGAAGGCCCAGCAACAAAAGUUGGACCGGUUCAUGUUUGAGGGAGUUGAGAUCGCCCUGAAGGCCGCCUGCGCCGUGUUCAUCACCAUGAACCCUGGGUACGCCGGCCGUACGGAGCUCCCCGACAACCUGAAGGCGCUGUUCCGUCCGGUCGCCAUGAUGGUGCCGGACUACGCCAUGAUUGCCGAGAUCUCGCUCUACUCCUUUGGGUUCUCGGACGCCAAGGUGCUGGCAAAGAAGAUCACCACGACGUUCAAACUGUCAUCGGAACAGCUCAGCUCACAGGACCACUACGAUUUUGGUAUGCGAGCGGUGAAGACCGUGAUCUCGGCAGCGGGUAACCUGAAGCGGGAACACCCUGACAUGAAUGAGGAGCUCAUCUGUCUGCGUGCCAUCCGGGACGUCAACGUGCCAAAGUUCCUGGUGGAGGAUCUCAAGCUGUUCACAGGUAUCGUGUCGGACUUGUUCCCGAAGAUCAAAGAGGAGCCAAUCGACUAUGGCACGCUGGACUCAUCACUGGUUGCCAGCUGUGAGAAACUGGGCAUCAAGGAUGUCCGAGGGUUCAUCACCAAAUGUAUUCAGCUGUAUGAGACCACAGUGGUGAGGCACGGUCUCAUGUUGGUUGGCCCGACCUGUUCAGGGAAAACCAUGUGCUACAAGACACUGCAGGCUGCCAUGACAGCCCUAAAGGGAGAGCCGGCAGUGGGCGGGGGUGUGUACGAGGCUGUGCACGUGAACGUGGUGAACCCCAAGUCCAUCACCAUGGGUCAGCUGUACGGAGAGUUUGACCUGCUGACCCACGAGUGGACCGACGGGAUCCUGUCCACCCUGGUCCGAGAGGGCACCUCCGCGACAGACUCAGACAAGCGCUGGUACAUGUUUGAUGGCCCCGUGGAUGCAGUGUGGAUUGAGAACAUGAACACUGUGCUGGACGACAACAAGAAGCUCUGUCUGAGCAGCGGAGAGAUCAUCAAACUGACUGAACACAUGACCAUGAUGUUCGAGGUGCAAGAUCUUGCAGUGGCGUCCCCUGCCACAGUGUCGCGCUGUGGUAUGGUGUACCUGGAGCCCCAGAGCCUGGGCAUCAUGCCGUUUGUGGAGUGUUGGCUGAAGAAGCUGCCUGCCUGCAUUGUCCCUCACAUGGAGAAGCUACAGAGUCUGUUCAACAACUUCCUGGAGGACGCGCUCAAGUUCAAGAACGAAAACAUGAAGGAAUACGUGCCAGCAGUGGAUGGAAACUUGGCCUUCAGCCGAAGAAGACUGCGGGACUGUUUCUUCCCACCCUUUCUUCCAAAGGAGGGGGAACCACCCGUCCCUGAGGAAAAACUGAUGAGAAUUGAGGAGUUGAUCGAGCCGUGGUUCGUGUUUUCCCUGAUCUGGUCCGUUGGCGGAACGUGCACCAACGAGGGGCGCGUACGCUUCAGCCAAUGGGUGCGGGAGCGAAUGGUGAAGGAGAACAUCGUCCUGCAGUUCCCCAGCGAGAACCUCGUGUACGACUACCGCUUGGACGAUGCUGGGGUCAGCAAGAAACCCUCAAAGGAUGACAUGGUGGAGGAGGAAGAGGGAGGAGCAGCAAAGCCGAUCCGCUGGACGAGCUGGAUGGACGGGCUCCCCGAGGUCAACAUCUCGCUGGAAACCCGAUACUCCGACAUCAUCGUCCCCACCAUGGACACUAUCCGUGGUGCCGCCAUUACUGAGCUCCUCCUGACCAAUAACAAAAAGGUGCUGUGUGUGGGACCCACGGGGACAGGUAAGACCCUGACUAUCCAGGACAAGUUGUCCCGCGGGAUGCCGCCCGAGUUCCUGUCUGACUUCAUCGCCUUCUCUGCACGGACCAGCGCUAACCAGACACAGGAUCUCAUUGACAGCAAACUGGACAAACGGAGGAAGGGUGUGUUUGGGCCCCCACUGGGGAAGACUUUCAUCAUCUUCAUUGAUGACAUGAACAUGCCGGCGCUGGAGGUGUACGGAGCACAGCCGCCGAUCGAACUCAUCAGGCAGUACAUGGACCAUGGAGGAUGGUAUGACCGCAAGAUGAUCGGUGCCUUCCACAACCUGGUGGACAUCACCUUCAUCUCUGCGAUUGGUCCUCCCGGUGGCGGGCGGAACCCCAUCACGCCGCGUCUUCUGCGUCACUUCAACUACCUCAGCUUCACAGAGAUGGAGGACUUCAGCAAGCGGCGUAUCUUUGCCACCAUCCUGGGAGCGUGGAUGCAGGGGGUCCCCGUGGAGAAGGACAUUAACGGGAAACUUGUGGACGCCACGAUCGAGAUGUACAACACCAUCACCACACAGCUGCUGCCCACCCCCGCCAAGAGUCACUACACCUUCAACCUGAGAGACUUGUCCAAGGUCUUCCAGGGUAUCCUGAUGGUGGAGCCAGGUAAGGUGGAGAAUCUGGAGGCUCUCCUGCGUCUCUGGUACCACGAGGGCUGCCGCGUGUUCAAGGAUCGUCUGGUGGACGACACUGACCGUGGAUGGUUCGACAACCUGUCUAAGGAAAAGAUGGUGAAGCUCGGCGUGCCAUUUGAAGAGGCAGUUCCCCAGCUGCCGGUGCUGUUUGGUGACUUCAUGCAGCCCAACUCCGACAACAAACUGUACAACUACAUCAGCGACAUCCCCAAAAUGGUACAGAUCAUGGUGGACUAUCUGGAUGACUACAACCAGAUCAACACAGCUCGGAUGCGGCUGGUGUUGUUUAUGGACGCUGUGCAGCACGUCUGUCGGAUCAGCCGCAUCAUUCGCCAGCCACUCGGCAAUGCCCUUCUGCUUGGCGUGGGAGGGAGCGGACGCCAAAGUCUCACCAGGCUGGCAACCCACAUGGCUGAGUAUGAUGCAUUCCAAAUUGAGCUGUCAAAGAACUACGGAACUACGGAGUGGAGAGAGGAUCUGAAGUCUAUCAUGCUGAAGGCAGGCCUGGAGAGCAAGCCUAUGGUUUUCAUCUUCCCAGACACACAGAUCAAGAGCGAAGCCUUCCUGGAGGACAUCAACAAUAUCCUGAACUCGGGAGACGUGCCCAACAUCUACGCUCAGGACGAGCUGGACAACAUCUACACCUCCAUGAAACCUAUCGUACAGGACGCUGGGAUCGCGCCAACCAAAACCAACCUGUACCAGGCCUACACCAAGAGGGUCCGGAGUAACACCCACAUGGUGCUCUGUAUGAGCCCGAUCGGAGAGGUGUUCCGUGCCCGCCUGCGCCAGUUCCCGUCGCUGGUGAACUGCUGCACGAUCGACUGGUUCAGCGAGUGGCCUGCGGACGCCCUGACCUCCGUGGCAAACACCUUCCUGCAGGAGAUCCCCGACAUCGACAGCACGGAUCAGGCCCUCAUGGACGGACUGGUGAAGAUGUGCAUGGCGAUGCAGGUGACGGUGGCACAGAAGUCCCAGCAGUACCUGGCAGAGCUGUCCCGACACAACUACGUCACCCCCACCAGCUACCUGGAGCUGCUGGGAAUCUUCUCCAAGCUGCUGGGAAUGAAGAAACAGGAGCUGAACACCGCCAGGAACAGGAUGAAGACUGGAUUGGAUAAGCUCCUGGCCACAGCUGAUGAGGUAGCCAAGAUGCAGGAGGAACUGGAGACGAUGAAGCCACUUCUGGAGGAGGCCUCCAAGGAGACUGUCGUUACCAUGGAGAAGAUCGCUAAAGAUACUAUUGUUGCUGAGGAAACCCGUAAGGAAGUGGUUCAGCAGGAGACGGAGGCCACUGCCAAGGCCAAGGAGGCCCAGGCCAUCGCAGACGAUGCUCAGAAGGACCUGGACGAGGCUUUACCGGCUCUGGACGCCGCCCUGGCCAGUCUGAAGUCUCUCAACAAGAACGAUGUCAUUGAGGUGCGUGCCAUGCAGCGCCCGCCCGGCGGUGUGCGGAUGGUGAUCGAGGCUGUCUGCAUCAUGAAGAGUAUCAAACCCAAGAAGGUUGCCGGAGACCAGCCUGGCAAGAAGGUGGAUGACUACUGGGACCCCGGCAAGGCUCUGCUGCAGGACCCUGGCAAGUUCCUGGAGAGUCUCUUCAAGUAUGACAAGGACAACAUCCCAGACAGCGCCAUCAAGUUGAUCCAGCCGUACAUCGACAACGAGGAGUUCCAGCCCGCCGCCAUCGCCAAAGUGUCCAAGGCCUGCACCUCCAUCUGCCAGUGGGUGCGCGCCAUGCACAAGUACCACUUCGUGGCCAAGUCGGUCGCUCCUAAGAGGGCUGCCCUUGCAGGUGCACAGGAAGACUUAGCCCGGACCCAGGCCAUCCUGGAGAAGGCUAAGGCCCAGCUGGCCGAGGUGGAGGAGGGUAUCGCCACGCUCCAGGCUAAAUACGAGGAGUGCGUCGCCAAGAAGGAUGAACUGGAACAGAAGUGUGACGAGUGUGAACAGAGACUGAUUCGAGCUGACAAGUUGAUUGGCGGGCUGGCAGACGAGAAGAUUCGUUGGGCGGAGUCGGUUAAGUACCUGGAGAAGAUGGUGGACAACGCCGUCGGAGACGUGCUGGCAGCGUCUGGAGCAGUGGCAUACCUGGGAGUCUUCACUGGUGAAUACCGCCAAGACCUGCUGAACCUGUGGAUCGAGGGGCUAAAGGAGAACGGAGUGCCUCACUCUCAGGAGCAGUCCCUGACAAGCACACUGGGAGACCCCGUCAAGAUUCGCAGCUGGCAGAUCGCGGGGCUGCCGCGCGACAACCUGUCAGUGGAGAACGGUAUCGUGGUUCAGUUCUCGCGCCGAUGGCCGCUCUUCAUCGACCCUCAGGGGCAGGCCAACAAAUGGGUGAAGAACAUGGAAAAAGAUAACGGUCUGGAUGUGAUGAAACUGACAGAUCGUGACUUCCUGAGAAGUCUGGAGAACGCUGUGAGGUUCGGUAAACCGUGUCUACUGGAAAACGUGGCUGAGGAGAUGGACCCUGCACUGGAACCCAUUCUGCUCAAACAGACCUUUAAGCAGUCAGGCAGUACUGUGAUCAAGCUGGGUGAUGCUGUGAUUCCGUACCACGAUGACUUCAAGUUCUACAUCACCACCAAACUGCCCAACCCUCACUACACUCCCGAAGUGUCCGCUAAAGUUACACUUGUCAACUUCACUCUGUCUCCUAGUGGUCUCGAAGACCAGCUGCUAGGCAUCGUGGUUGCAGAGGAGCGCCCUGAUCUCGAGGAGGCGAAGAAUCAGCUGAUCGUGUCCAACGCCAAGAUGAAACAGGAACUGAAGGAGAUCGAAGACAAGAUCCUGUACCGCCUCAGCUCCUCAGAAGGAAGUCCUGUGGACGAUGUAGAUCUUAUCAAGACCUUGGAGGCCUCCAAGGUCAAGUCUGCAGAGAUCAAGGCUAAAGUGGUGGUUGCGGAGCAGACAGAGAAGGACAUCGAUGAGACGCGGUCCCAGUACAUCCCUGUGGCCGUCCGCACACAGAUCCUCUUCUUCUGUGUCACAGACCUGGCCAAUGUAGACCCCAUGUACCAGUACUCCCUGGAAUGGUUCAUUUCCAUCUUCCUGAACGGCAUCGCCAAUGCUGAAAGAGCAGAAAAGAUCGAGCAGCGUAUCGAGAACAUCAACGAGUACAUGACGUUCAGCCUGUACAGUAACGUGUGCCGCUCGCUGUUCGAGAAACACAAGCUCAUGUUCGCCUUCCUGCUGUGCGCCCGCAUCCUCAUGAACGAUGGGAAGAUCGACAUGGAUGAGUGGAGGUACCUGCUUGCCGGUGGAACCUUGGUGCCGAAGGAUCUGCCUAAUCCCGCCCCACAUUGGCUGUCGUCUCGGUCCUGGGGAGACAUCCUCACCCUGCAGGCACUGCCCAAGUUUUCAUCAUUUGCUGAAGACUUCCUGAACCACCUUGAAGGCUUCAAGGGGAUAUUUGACAGCCUUGAGCCCCACCGCGAGGACCUUCCCGGCCCGUGGAAGACGGAUCUGGACACGUUCCAGCGGAUGUUGGUCAUCAAGUGCCUGCGGUCGGACAUGGUCACCAACGCCAUGCAGGACUAUGUUGCGCACAUGCUGGGCCAGAGGUUCAUCGAGCCACAGACUGCAGACCUGUCCGUGACAUACCGGGACUCGUCGCCCACCACACCGCUCAUCUUUGUCCUGUCCACGGGAACGGACCCUGCAGCCGACCUGUACAAGUUUGCAGAGGAGAUGAGAUUCUCCAAGAAACUCAACUCCAUUUCCCUUGGACAGGGACAGGGUCCCCGUGCUGAAGCCAUGAUGCGGUCGGCCAUGGAGCGCGGGAAAUGGGUGUUCUUCCAGAACUGCCAUCUCUCGCCCAGCUGGAUGCCUACGCUUGAGCGUCUUAUCGAGAACAUCGACUCUGACAAGGUCCACCGUGACUUCCGCCUGUGGCUGACGUCCAUGCCCAGCCCCAAGUUCCCCGUGCCCAUCCUCCAGAACUCCUCCAAGAUGACUGUGGAACCUCCAAGAGGCAUCAAGGCCAACCUGCUCAAGUCUUACACUGGUUACAACGACGACUUCCUGAACUCGUGUACCAAGCCGGACACCUUCAAGUUCCUGCUGUUCUCCCUGAGUGUGUUCCACGGUACGGUGAUCGAACGGAGGAAGUUUGGCGCUCUGGGCUUCAACAUUCCGUACGAGUUCACGGACGGCGACCUGCGAAUCUGUGUCAGCCAGCUGAAGAUGUUCCUGGACGAGUACAAGGAGAUUCCCUUCAAGGUCCUGACGUAUACUGCAGGUCACAUCAACUACGGCGGGCGUGUGACGGACGACUGGGACCGGCGCACGAUGAUGAACAUCCUACAGGACUUCUACGGAGACAAGGUGCUGAGUGAGACCCACAUGUUCUCACCGUCAGGAGUCUACCAUCAGCUGAGCCCUGAGGCCGAUCAUGGGACCUACAUGGCGUACAUCAAGAGCCUCCCCAUCAACGACCCAACGGAGAUCUUCGGUCUCCACGACAACGCUAACAUCACGUUUGCGCAGAACGAGACCUUCACCAUCCUGAAGGAGCUGGUCAGCAUGCAGCCCAAGACAUCCAGCAGCACUGGCAAGUCACGGGAGGAGGUUAUGGAGGACACAGCUCGAGGUAUCCUGGAAAAGGUACCCCCACCCGUACCUGUGGGGCCUGUCAUGGAAAAAUAUCCUGUCAUGUAUGAGGAGUCCAUGAACACUGUGGUCGUACAGGAGGUCAUCAGAUAUAAUCGUCUGCUGAACACAGUCCGACAGACGCUGAACGACCUUCUGAAGGCGCUGAAGGGUCUGGUGGUGAUGUCAGGAGAGCUCGAGGGCAUGGCCAACUCACUCUACAUCAACCAGGUCCCGACCAUGUGGGCUGGCAAGGCCUACCCAUCUCUGAAGCCCCUUGCGUCCUGAGUGGUUGACCUGGUGACCCGGAUGGAGUUCGUCCACGAGUGGAUCGACCACGGCAUCCCCACCAUCUUCUGGAUCUCCGGCUUCUUCUUCCCGCAGGCCUUCCUGACGGGCACGCUGCAGAACUUCGCCAGGUCACAGGUCAUCUCCAUAGAUACCAUCACCUUUGACUUCCAGGUGAUGCGUGAGUCCGUUGCUGAGUUGAAAGAACGUCCGGAGCACGGUGUGUACAUCCGGGGGUUGUUCCUGGAGGGAGCGCGCUGGGACUCCGUGGGCUUCCAACUGGGAGAGUCCAAACCCAAGGAGCUGUACACGGACAUGCCCGUCAUGUGGCUGAAACCCAUGCCCAACCGCAAGCCGCCGACCACCGGCAUCUACCUGUGUCCCGUCUACAAGACUCUGCAGCGAGCAGGUACUCUGUCCACCACUGGUCACUCCACAAACUACGUUGUCGCUGUUGAGAUUCCCACAGACAAGGAACAGUUCCACUGGAUCAAGAGGGGGGUGGCUCUCUUCUGCGCCCUCAACUACUAAACCAUGAGUUAGAGUAAACUCUCAUGACAACUGUUCAUAAAUCGAUAAACAUAGUGCCUUACAACUCUUGUAAAGCUAUUGCUGCUAAACUCAACACCUUUCCAGAUUGCUCUGUUUUUGUGUCAUUAUGUUGAAAGAAAGAAUUUUGUCCUAAAUGUUAAAAGUGCCUUAUGUCUCCAAAAUUAAAUCUUUAAGAAGCACAAAUAAUAAACACUCACAGUCUAUUCCAAAAUAGCAAAGAAAAUAUGUCCAGAAAUUUGCUAAAAAGUUUGUAUAUACUUGUGAAGUUUGAACAAUUGAUUUGAAUAGAUGUUACAGAAUUUCUAUUUUCACGAACCCACUGUGGUGUGUUUUCUAUAGUUUUGUGUGUACAUGUAUGUAUAUAGACUGAAAAUAGUGAUUAAAUAUUCUAAUGGAAA